AGCAUAUUGAGAUAGCAUCGGCAAAGAAAGAAGGGGAGUUUUUGAGUUGGGAUGAUAUACAGAAGAUGAAGUAUACGUGGAACGUAGUAUCUGAAGUUAUGAGACUGACACCACCUAUAAUGGGGGCUUAUCGAGAGGCAAUUGUGGAUAUAAAUUAUGAAGGUUAUCACAUCCCUAAGGGCUGGAAGUUCUACUGGAAUACUUCUUUAACAAGUCUGGAUUCCAAGAUUUUCCCCAACGCGACGAGCUUGGAACCAUCAAGAUUUGAAGGAGCUGGACCUGCACCAUAUACAUAUGUUCCAUUCGGGGGAGGUGCUAGAAUGUGCGUAGGGAAAGAGUUUGCUCGACUGGAGAUUCUCAUAUUUCUGCACAUCUUAAUCAGGAAAUUCAGUUGGAAAUUACUCAUUCCUUAUGAGAAAAUUAUAUAUGAUCCAAUGCCUACCCCUGUUGAAGGACUUCCCAUUAGCCUUCAACCUCACAAUUCUUGAAUCUUAUUUUUCUUAUAGAUACAAAAGAAGCAUUGCCAGCCACGUAAGUAACAAACGCCUUUUUGUAUUUGAUGUUGUGUAAGAAUUGAUAGAAGUCUACUGGAAAUAAUGAUUAAAACAAGCCUUUUGCAUUUGUUUUGUUUAAAGGAGUUGAAAAAAAAAAAAAGCUUAUGCCAAUCUAUCUCCAUGAUAAAAUCAAAAUACUAACAGGACUCGAAGUGAAAUCUCUUAAUCAUCCAAUUUGCUUGGAUUAACGCUUUCCUUCAGUCGUCAACAUCGUAACUUUGAAUUAGUAUUACGAGAUAAAUAGUACUCCCUCCAUUUCAAUUUAUGUGUCUUAAUUUGAAUCGACACAGAGUAUAAGAAAAUUAAAAAAACUCUUGAAUCUUGUCUCAAACAUAUGAUUUGUGUGAUGCAUCAAAAUGUAUUUUGAAUUUGCGGUCUGAAAUAUUUCAUAUCAGAUUGGAGGUAAAAAAUUACUAAAUAUGAAAAGUGAUAUUCUAUUCUUUUUGAAAGAUACUAAAAAGGAAAGUAAAAUAAACAAAUUGCAGCAGAAGGAGUAGUAAUAUAUUUUCUUUAGUUUUUAUUGUCUCGUUAACAUAUGUAAUACCAUGUUUUCUUUUCCAUUCUGCUUAACCUCUGUAACUUGAAUCAGCCAUCAUCAACUUAAUAUGAGCUUUACAUCCUAUAUGACACGUAUAUGACUGACUACCAGUACCCGUUUAAGUGAAAUCCGCUUCAGCAAGAAAAAGUAUAUUGAAAAGAUUGGAUUUGUGGACCCGCUUCAGGAUGGAUAACAUGUCGAAACACGUGGAUCAUUCAUAUACAUUGAGCCUGGUGAGCUGUGCUGAUAUUAUUUAACAUUUCUAAGCAUUCAGGAAAAACUCCUAUAGUUGUAUGUAAAGUACUUAUACCAUAUUAAGACCAGCACCAACUCUCCCAGUAUUUAAGCGAAAAGAGUCAAAGACUGCACCUGUCUCU
Messenger RNA from Lycium ferocissimum, 1469 nucleotides. RefSeq names its product beta-amyrin 28-monooxygenase. The transcript is spliced from 2 exons. Bases 66 to 488 code for a protein of 140 amino acids. The record is from RefSeq and is a predicted model, not a curated record. Gene Ontology annotation, molecular function: monooxygenase activity; heme binding; oxidoreductase activity, acting on paired donors, with incorporation or reduction of molecular oxygen. Lineage: Eukaryota; Viridiplantae; Streptophyta; Magnoliopsida; Solanales; Solanaceae. Gene Ontology annotation, biological process: sterol metabolic process.